Messenger RNA from Cuculus canorus (common cuckoo), 6584 nucleotides. RefSeq names its product signaling lymphocytic activation molecule. The record is from RefSeq and is a predicted model, not a curated record. The transcript has 9 exons. NCBI's taxonomy places the organism in Eukaryota, Metazoa, Chordata, Aves, Cuculiformes, Cuculidae. Bases 2514 to 3617 code for a protein of 367 amino acids.
GGUGACAUCUCUCAUCAUCUCCGCUGCGGGAUCAGAGCCUGGAUGACGCCCUCAAGCUGGUUGGAUUUGGAAAGACGGGGUUGCUCAAGGGGACCAUUACAACCAGUGUCCACUACCCCAGCACCCACCUCGACUCAUCCACACUGCCUGCUUCCCUCCAUGUUAGCUCUGUGCCUCAGUUUCCCUCCUCACCUUUCCUGCUUUACUUUAAUCACAGGUCACAUCCCCCAGGUUGUUUUGAGAACCUUGGACUUAAAUAACUGAAUUUAUCAUUACCUGCUUGGAAAUCCUCCUCUUCCGGACACUGGAACCUACAGAGAGACCCAAACUGAGCCUCUUCUGUGGCCCCCAUGGACUUGGGGGUUCCUUGGCUGUCGUCUGGUGUCAGUGAUGCUCUUUGUGGAUCCGAUGAGCAGGGCAGGAUGGUGCCCAGUGUGUUUAGCCUGAAACCAGUGACACCAGCAUGGAUGCUGCCCAACAUCUUCCAUGUCUGGAAGACUGGAGCGUCUCAAGGAGGCAGAACUAAGGUGGCCCCUCCAUCUUUCUCGGCAAGGAAGGGUUUGGCAGGGCGAGUACAAUCGCUGCCUUCAGAAAUGUCAGUGUAUACAAUUAAAUUAAUUUUAACCUUAAACUCUGCAUUUUUAGGUGCCUGUUCUGCAUUCAACUCUGCGCUGGGGUCGGGGGAUGAUGGAAUGCCCUGCCUUCAGUUCUGGAGUCCUCGGCACAGCCCUCAUGGCUGCUCUUCCUCACCCUUCUUUUAGCCUUCUACUGACUUCUUCCCUUUCAUGAACUCCUGAUUACUGGGAUAUGGCUUUGUUUCUUCGAAGUCAGAUGCUUCUGGAGGAGGAAGGAACAGCCCACCAGGGUGCACGGGUUGAACAACCCCAACUCUUCCAGUCUGUCCUUGUAUGGGAUGUGCCUCAGCUCUCGGAUCAUCUCCGUGGUCUCCUCUGGUCUUGCUCCAACAGCUCCAUGUCCUUCCAGUGCUGAGGACUCCAGAACUGGACACAGGGCUCCAAGUUGGGUCUCACCGGAGCGGAGCAGAGGGGCAGAAUCCCCUCCCUCCCUGCUGGUCCCACCGCUCUGGGCGCAGCCCAGGACACGGGGGGUUUCUGGGCUGUGAGUGCCUCUUGCUGCCUCACGUUGAGCUUCUCAUCUACCAACACCCCCAAGUCCUUCCCCUCAGGUCUGCACCCAAUCCACUCUCUCCUCAGCCUCGAUGCGUGCCUGGGAUUGCCCCGACCCAAGCGCAGGACCUUGCGCUUGGCCUUGCAGUCAGGUUUGGCUUCACUGAAAAACAACGGGGUGGGAGUUCACCCUUUAUUUCACGGUGGCAGCGAAAUUUGGUUUAAAACAGCACUGAGAUUCCUUCUUUGUGCUCUGCUUUCCUCUGAAAACCAGAAAGAGCAACAAAAAGUUGAAGAAAGCACUAGGAAAAGACCUUGCUCCCAUUCUAAAGCUGCAGCUUGUGAGUUCUGACAGAGGUGAAAAAGGCAUUCCUCUAAAACCACAAAACCUACCAACGUUUCUCAGCCCUUUCCACCAGCAGAACAAGCGAGCGGCGUUUUCUCCAUCCCCAAUUUCCGCUGAGUGCGAGAUGCUGCCAUCCCUGCUCCGUCCCCCACCCAGGGGAGCACCUGCAGGAGAGGGGACCACCCCCACCCCUGAGCAUCUGCUCUGGGGAUGACAUUGAGCAGGAACAGAUUGGGGUCCAGGUCACCUUCCUGAGAGCUCAGCCUGACAUCGGGCUUUUCCUUGGUGGGCUUUUAAUGACCACCUACGGCCUCGAGUUGCACCAGGGCAGGUUCAGGUUAGGUAUUAGGAGACAUUUCUCCACCAAAAGGAUUCUCAGGCCCUGGGGUAGAGUCUCCAUCCUUGGAGGGGUUUAAAAGCUGAGUGGACAGAGGCUUGAUUCAUUAGUCGACGUGCAGUUGAACUCGAUGACCUUAGAGGUCUUUUCCAACCAAGCAAUUCUAUGAUUUCUCCUUGUUACGCAGCCCAAAUCAGGGGGAUGGGUUCAUUCCAGAAUACCUGUGGCUUUCCUGUACUGAUGGACACUGUGGCCAUGAGCCAUGUGCCCUCUCGGGGGGCACCUGGGCGGGUUUCCAGCCCUACAUCACUGUGAUCUCAUAGUAGCCGUUGGGCUGAGAUGUGAUAAACAGCUCAGCAAAGGUCUUAUUUCUAUGAAAUGAUAUUCUUACUUUUCAUUUCCUUUUUUUUUUUUGGAGGGUGUGGGUUCAGGACCCCUAGCGGGGUGAUGCAGUUCCGCUCCAACCUCUAAGUCGAUGCUCUUCUUCUUCCUCCUGCAGCUCUCCGGGAAUUGUUUCCAGCGAAGCGUUUAGCAGCAAGACUUGGUGUUUUGAAUAAUUUCCACUCAAGAAAAAGAAUCACUCAGGCAACAACAGGAAACACCUGGCUCAGGGUGACAUCUCUGAUUUGAGUACGUCUGUCCUUAUAAUAAGCCCGGCAGUAGAUGUUGACUCCAGUGCAGCAGCAGCUCCGUGAACCGAGGCAUGGGCUGUAGCACGUGUCUCUGCCUGCUCCUCUCUCUCGGCUGCGUUUGGGGCAUGGGCCAUGGGGCGAGGGAGACAGUGCUGGGCACCCUGGGGAAGGCGACGAUAUUGUGGAUUCCCCGUGAACUCCAGGACCUCACCCGGCGCUUCGGGGCGGCCAUCUGGAAACGGGACACAGAGGACCCGGGGAGUAAGGACGUCCUGCUCAAGUACUCAGAGGGCAACUCCACCAACUACAUGCAGGGACAGAUGCGCUUCCACAAGUUGAACUUUUCCUUGGAGAUCCUGAACACCAGCCGGCAGGACCGGCAGAUCUACGAGUAUAUCGUCAGCAAGGGGUCAGAGGAGAAAGUCUGGCAGAUAAAGCUGGAGGUGUACGAGCCGGUGUCCAAUCCCAGGAUUCAGAUCCUCAACCGGACGCUGGCCGGCGGCAGCUGCGCCGUCACCCUCAACUGCACGGUGGAGCGAGGGGACAAUGUCUCCUACAGCUGGAGCAGCCAGAACACAGACACCUCGGGGCUCUGCUCCCGCAACAGCAGCCUCCUGCACCUCUCCUACACCCUGCAGAACUCAAGCAUCACCUGCACCUGCACAGCCAGCAACCCUGUCAGCAGACGGGUUGUCAUCUUCAACUCCUCCGAGUGUAGCUACAAGCAAGGAGGCAGCGCCGGGCUGAGGACGGAGCAUCUUGUGCUGGUGGUGGUGGUGCCCAUCAUCAUUGUCAUCGUCGUGAUGGUCCUCGCUGUGAGGUUCAUGGCUGUGCAUUGGGGCGUGCACAGAGCUUGGGGAUUUGUUUGUCCCCCCGCAGCCGUCCAAGAGCGGGAGGACUCACCGCUCACUGAGGACAGCACAGUGCACACCAUCUACUCCCAGGUGCAGCGCAUGGAGAAGCCGAAAGGGGUCCCUGCAGGCGAGCGACCCUUCUGCACCACCAUCUACGCUGCAGCCACAGGCUUGCCCCCCGACACGGUGCCCGGCAGAGCCCAGCGCCCACCCCGCAGCCCCCCGACAGUGCCGCCCGUCCCGCAGCACUCUCCUCUCUCACAGAGCUCUGACAAGGAGCCCACGACGGUUUAUGCCAGCGUGAUGAUGCCCAUGGCCUGAGCUUCUCCAGGUAGUGGGCAGCAGCUCAGCUUGGCUUCUGCUCAUCCAGGCACUGACAUCCACCUUCCCGGCUGGAGGAAACCCUGCUUGUCCCUUGGGAAUUGGGGCAGAACCCCAGCUGCAGCGGAGCUGGGGCUACAACGCUGGCUGCAGAACAAAGAGCAGGGCUGAAGCGAGGCAAGAAGUCUUCCCAGGUUGCGGCUAAGGGCAACCAGAGGAGAUGCCAAAGCACCAGGAAAGGGUAGAGAGGCUCUGGAUACGACCCUAAAUCUAGGCGUGAGUGAUGGAGAGAGAAAAAGCACCUCGGAAGAGAGGUCCAACCCACCAGCACCAGUGGGGAAGCAUGGCUGGAGCAGGUUUGCACCCAAACUUCUUCCCUGCCCAGUGGGUUUUCACCCCAUGGCCUCAUCCUGCUCCGUGGCUGCGCUAGAGGGAGCCUCCAGCUCAUGCUGACACCGGUGACACACAGGGACGUGUGUUCGAGGGCCACGUGAAAAAGAAACCAACAGAAAUGAUGUUUUUCUUGACUUCUGCUCUGCAAUUGGUUACGAAACACCCGCCUUUCUGCCCAAGCGGAUGGUUUUGCAAUCCUCUCCGGGCUGAACCCCAGCCUGACUCCUGUCCUCCACCACGGACACCGGCAGCCCGCGGGAAGCCACCGUGUCCCACCGCACUUUUCCAUCCCCGUCAUUUCCCACAGAUGGCUAUGGAAAGAGGAGAGGAUCUUCACUUCAAAGAGAGAAAAGAGAGGCAGCCCCUGCUCACAUCCCCGCCACCUCCCUGCCCGCAGCAUCCCGCAUCUUCCCGGCAGGAAUAUCAGCAUGGAGAUGCUGGAGGUGGCUUGGAAGAAGGAUCGGGGCUGUAAAGUUUAUCCAGCCGCCCUCAGUCUGAGUUAUUUUAUAAUCCAAACAUACCUCAACGCGUACAGCGGGUCUGGUCUCGUGUGCUGCUGCGAAGGGAAAGGAAAAUAAAUGUGUAGUAAAGCCUCUUGGAAAGGUUUGCUGGAGGAAUGUGUCGGGGCUGGAUCAGGCUUGGGGGGGUGGGAGGAGAGAUCAGUGGCUUUGCUCUUCUGCAAAGUUCCUUCUUUCAUUACUACAGAAAAUCAGCUGAGCUGCUUCUUUGGAAAAGUCUGCCCACAAAGCAACCACUUCCCCCAGGAGCAUGGGGAGGUCCAGGGAAUGGCAAGGUCACGCCGGCCCUCGUGCUUCUCAAACAGUGCAAAAGUCCUGAUUUCUGGUGCUCGGUGCAGGAUGGACCCCAACCACUGUGGGUCCCUGCAGAAGGAUGGGGAAGGUGCCUGACCCUGAGAUGUGUCCUCCUGGUGUGCACCGCAGCCCAACCCAUGGCUGUGGGAGGAUGUCAGAUUGGAAGAGGUGACACGGAGAAUGUGAAUAUGGUCAUGGCUUGGGGUGCUGGUAGAGGAGAAGCUCAACAUGAGACUCAACGUGCGCUCGCAGCCCAGAAACCAACCGUGUCCUGGGCUGCAUCCAGAGAAGCGCGGCCAGCAGGGAGGGAGGGGAUUGUCCCCUCUGCUCCUCUCUGGGGAAACCUCAGCUGGAGGACUGGGGCCAAUUCUGGAAUCCUCAACAGAAGGAGAUGGAGCUGUUGGAACGGGUCCAGAGGAGGCUACAAGGAUGCUGCGAGGGCUGGAGAACCUCCUGUGCAAGCACAGGCUGAGAGAGUUGGGGUUGUUCAGCCUGGAGAAGAGAAGGCUCCGAGGAGAACUUAGAAUGACCUUCCAGUGCCUGAAGGGGCUCCAGAAAAGCUGGAGAGGGGCUGUUCAUAAAGGCUGUGGGGAUGGGACGAGGGGGAAUGGGGAUAAACUGGAGAGGGGCAGAGUUAGACUGGACAUGAGGAGGAAUUUCUUCACCAUGAGGGUGGGGAGGCCCUGGCCCAGGUUGCCCAGAGCAGCGGUGGCUGCCCCAUCCCUGGAGGGGUUCCAGGCCAGGUUGGAUGGGGUUUGGAGCCCCUGAUCCAGUGGGAGGUGUCCCUGUCCAUGGCAGGGGUGGGACUGGGUGGGCUUUGAGGUCCCUUCCCACCCAAACACUGAUGGGCUGGAGUGCGUCCAGAGAAGAGCAAGAAGGUGUUGAAGGGUCUGGAGCACAACUCUUUUAAGGAGCAGCUGAGGGACCUGGAGGUCUUUAGCCUGGAGAAGAGGAGGCUGAGGGGAGACCUCAUCCCUGUCUGCCAACUGCCUGAAAGGAGGUUGAAGUGAGGUGGGCAUUGUUCUCUCCUCCGUGCUGAUAGGACCAGAGGGAAUGGCCUCAAGUUGCACCAGGGCAGGUUCAGAUUGGCCAUCAGGAAACAUUCCUUCACUGCAACGAUUUCCGGGCACCGGAAUGGCUGCGCAGGGAGGUGGUGGAGUCCCCAUCCCUGGAGAUGUUUAAAAGCCGGGCAGAUGAGGUAGUCAGAGGUGGCUCAGUAGUGGACGGGGAUGGUUGGACUUGAUGUCAAAGGUCUUUUCCAACCUAGCGGUUCUACAAAACCAUUCUGUGAUUCUACGAUGCUCUUUGUCACAGCUGCCACAUUUGUCUUUGCUUGGGAACGGAGUUCUUCAGCUCCAGUUUCCAUUAUGCAUUUGCCAUGGGAUCUUCUCCUGGCUUACCCCGUCUGGUACCAGGCCUGGUACCACGGCGUGUCACGUUUAUCCCCACCCAUCCAACUGUGGGAGGGAAAACUUUGCUGGUGUGGGCGCAUGCGUCUUCCUCUUCUUCUUGCCACCACGGUUUAUAGCAGAUGUUCGGGCACGGAGGACCCCUCUCCGGUGGUCACGGGUCGAUGGAUGCUUUGUGGUGCCUGUCACUCGCUCUCCUCCUCCUCCAAGCAACAGGCACCGGUGGUGGCACCGAGAUGACCAGAGCCGUAGGCAGCUCCGUCACCUUCCAUCUCCAGAGCCUGAAUGAAGAAGCCACAGCCUGGAGCUUUCACAACGAUAUCAUAGUGACUGUGAAGUUCGGCAAUCCUCCG